This is a messenger RNA of Penicillium daleae, 846 nucleotides long. Its product is annotated as SDR family oxidoreductase. Lineage: Eukaryota; Fungi; Ascomycota; Eurotiomycetes; Eurotiales; Aspergillaceae. The transcript is spliced from 3 exons. Bases 1 to 846 code for a protein of 281 amino acids. The record is from RefSeq and is a predicted model, not a curated record.
AUGUACCCCCGAAUCUGGCUCAUCACCGGUACUUCGUCCGGCUUUGGCUCAGAGCUCGUGAAAGAAGUAAUCUCACGAGGUGACAAGGUCAUUGCAACCGCACGAAACGUGGAGCGAAUCUCUCAUAUGAAAGACAUCGGCGCAGCGACCUUGCAGCUUGAUGUUACCGCAUCCCAGGAGGUACUCAACCGCAAGGCCGAAGAGGCAAUCUCAAUCUAUGGAAAGAUUGACAUAGUGGUGAACAAUGCAGGCUAUACCCAGUUUGGCAUAUUCGAAGAGAAUAGCCAUGACCAGUGGUUCACCCAGUUCAAUACGAAUGUCUUCGGAGCAUUGAAUACCACCCGUGCCUUCCUUCCACACAUGCGGAGUAACAAGGCCGGAGUCGUGGUAUUUAUUGGCUCGAUGGUUGCUUGGGACGGUCUUCCAGCCCUUGGAGCUUACUGUGCCUCAAAGGCCGCGAUCCACUAUGCUGCGGAAUCUCUGUCCAAAGAAGUUGAACCCAUUGGAAUCAAAACCCUCCUCGUUGAACCUGGUGCAUUCCGCACUGAGCUUCUCAACCAGGCUCCAAGCAGCAGAUCGAUAUCCAAGCUUGAGGAUUACCGAACUAUCUCGGAGGCUGUGGCCAAGAACUUCGAUGACUUUAACGGGAACCAACCCGGCGAUACUGUGAAAGGAGUACAGCGCAUAGUUGACGUUGUGAAAGGUGAGAACGAAGCAAGUGGCAAGCCGUGGCCCGCUUUGCUGCCGCUGGGGUCCGAUGCAGUGUCUACAAUUCGCAAUAAAUGUGAGCAAACGCUUCGGGACUUGGAGGUCUGGGAGGCUUUUGCCAAGUCCACAGAUAUUUAG